Molecule: messenger RNA, 1161 nt
Organism: Talaromyces stipitatus ATCC 10500
Lineage: Eukaryota; Fungi; Ascomycota; Eurotiomycetes; Eurotiales; Trichocomaceae
Exons: 2
Coding region: 1-1161 (386 amino acids)
Source: RefSeq, a predicted model, not a curated record
AUGGCUACCUCCAGCAACUACCUUCCCCCUGCAUUGACAGCGGACAGCAUAACGGAUUUAAUUCUCGCUCUAAAUCUUCCCAAACCCACUUCCAUCGAGCCUCUGGAAGCUGCAGCCUCCUUCCACUCAAUAUACCUUAUUAAUUUCUCUGCUUUAGUCGCCACUGACAUUCCAGUACGCGCAGAAAAAGAUGGUACUCUGGCCCUCGUCCUGCGCGUGUCAGGACGACAACUUCCAAGUAUCAAGACGCUGAAUGAGGUAGGCGUAAUGAACUGGGUGCGCAAGAACACGCACAUUCCCGUUCCAGCAAUUGUGCGCUACGAUGCCACUGAAAAUAACCUCAUUGGACAUGAAUUUACUCUCCUCGAAAAGGCACCCGGUGUCAGCGUCGACAAAAUUUAUGACACGCUAUCCACGGAGACUAAAACCAAAAUGUCCGGGUACGUGGGAGGCCUUACUCUCCGUGACAACGGAGAAAUUGCUCGCGGGCCACUUCUUGACGAGUACUUCUGGCAAUUACCAGAUCUGGAGCAGUACUGGUCUUCUCCCGGUAUGCAUGAGACCUUAGACACGCUCAACCCUAUUGCUGCGGAUGGAUUUCCAAAUUACGUUUCGUUCAAUGUCGCCUGUUUGGAACGGUAUAUCCAUGCUAUAGAAGUACAUCCGUUACUUGAUCCCUAUCGAGACAUGGUACCUCGGUUACGAUCUUUCAUUCUCGCGCUACAGACGUCAGUGAACAUAGACGAGCUCAAUCGGGUCGCUUAUGUGCUUGCACACAAGGAUAUGCACUUUGCGAACAUCAUGUGCGAUCCCGAGGAGCCAGGUUGCCCGAUUACUGCUGUUCUGGACUGGGAGUUCAGUGGAGUUGUCCCAGCACCACGGUGGAAUCCUCCGCGCGCAUUUCUGUGGAAUAUGAAAUCGACUCCAGAGGACAAGGCGGAGCAGACUCGAAUGGAGGAGUUGUUUGAGCAAGUGUGUCAUGAACGGGGUGCACAGUCGAUCCUGGAGGAGACGAAAAUGAAUGCUGCACAGGAGUCGAUGCAGACUGUGGUCAAUCAUGUUCGGGCGAUUGUGGAGGUAUGUCCAAGGGGCCAAGCGAGUGAUCGAACAAGGCAAUGGAGGAAAGUGGCUGAGGCGGCAAUGGAGAAGUUUGGUGUUUAG